AGAGAGAGAGAGAGAGAGAGAGAGAGAGAGAGAGAGAGAGAGAGAGGACUCGUCCGCGGCCUGGCGGCCGCGAAGAUGUAGACACAGAGUAUAAGCAGUCGCACAGCGAAGGCACACACUGGGUGUUUCCCCCUUUCCCGUCCGUCGCACGGAAUUUUCUCUCGCGUAUAUCACCGACAGUGUUCGGAGAAGAGAGCGGAUCGACCGCGCGCGAAAUCACUGCCAGAUAAGUGUAAAACGUGUGCUGCCGGAUGUCAGCGCGAUCGCGGCAGAUAGAGAGACCGAGAAAGACACUGCUGGCGAUCCCGGAGAUGUGACACGGGGAUUCCCCGAGAGAGAGAGAGAGAGAGAGAGAGAGAGAGAGAGAGAGUGUGUGUGUAAAGUAAAUCUUUGAAGUCGAGAUCAGAAGACGAAAGGAGAAGGAGAGGAGGAGAGGACGAGCACACUGAUCAUUGGAAUACACACAGAUCGACCGAGAAGACUCGUCGUCCUAACAAGUGUCCUUACGGCUUCAGGUUGCCUCUCUUCGCCAUCGUCAACAUCGUCGUCGUGGUGAAGCGGCGGAGCCUGUUAUGGAAUGAACCGAUGCCCGUACAGGGCGUCUAGGUGUCCACGAUCAUCUCCCCCGGCACGAUGUCGAGCGUCGUCAUGACCUCAAGAAGGAUGCGGUCGCGUUUGCCGCUUCUCCCGCUGCUGCUGGCCGUGCUGCUGCUGUUCCGCUCAAGUGUGUGCACGGCGAGCGGCGACGGCGGGCCCAACAGUCCGAUCUUCAACUUGGAUCACACCGCGCUGGAGAAGAACUUGGCGGCGAUCUUCAACAAGGUGGCGCACAGCUCCGCGACCACAAAGCGCAGCGUGCCGGCGUACGACGCUCAAGUAUCGGCCAGCACGACCCUGUCGACGGUGCCGUCGCCGUUGACCACCAGCACGACCACCACCACCACCGCCGCCACGCCGGCUGGGCCGUCGUUACCGGCGGCCAGGUACCCCGCGCCCAGGGCCACUGCGUCGCCCAUCUUCCGCGACCUGCCGUCAUAUGCGCCACCCUCCAGAGCGCUGUUCACACCGCCAUUACCUCCGGAGUAUUUGCACCCCUUCGCCGACAAGCCGACGUUGCGCGGCACCAACUCGGACGUGCACGCCGGCAACAGGAGACCGAUGCCACCGCCCAGUCUAACACCGGCGCACGAGAGGAUACCCAUACGGCCGCCGGAUCUACCUCAGAGUCCUUCGCAGGAGGCGCCCGAGAGGCAUUCGCACAACACUCGGAACAAACCGUUGGCGAACGGAGGCGCGUUCGGCGGCAAGGAACAGCAGAGGAGCCCCGCAGAGUCCGGGAGUGCGGAUACGUCCGAGCGAACGAGGAACAGCACGAACGAGUUCGUGACUCUUCAUUAUCCCAGUAUCUCGAGGAUCCUAUCCGGCAGCAACGGCAGGAAACAGGAUAUUCCCGAUAUACUCCUGAAACCGCUGGCCACGAAAAGUCCAUUGCCGAGUGUACCCUUAGCGCCUAGUACCGACCGGACCACUCAAGCGCCCAGCACCACCACGUCGAGGACUCCUAACAGCACUGCCGCGGAUGCCGCGGCGAAGAGCGUCACGCAGCCAACGAUCUUCAAUCUGCCGAACACCGGUCGACAAGAUGACGACGGCGGCUACCACGGCGGCCUGCGAAACGACAAUGGUCUAAAGACCGACAGUAUCGAGAUCGUGGACACGGAGAGGUUGCCGUAUCCGCAGGCGCAACCGCCAGCGCCCACGUCGAAGCGACCGAACGCCGCCGCGGACGACGACGACCGUCUGGUGUCGCACGUCGACACGCAGAAUCCGUUGGAGUCGUGGCGCAUCGCCUGGUCGUUGCACGUGUACUUCGCCGCGAUCACGUUCACCCUCAUGGCGCUCUUCUCGAUCUACAAGAUCGUGCGCUUCAACGAAGCGACGAAUCUGCUCACGCAGUCGUACUUCCUCGCCGUGCACCUGCUGCUGACCACCGUCUGCACGCUCAGGUGUUUCCACCUUUUCUACGACGCCUACAAUCUCGGCCACUCGUUGCCCGAGCCAUUGUCCAGGGUGCUGAUGUACCUGCCGGCGCCGUUGCUGUCGACCGCCUUCGCCACGCUGGUGCUUUACCUCGCGCGGUGCUCCGAGGCGCCUUCGCUCAACAACAGCAUCCUUUCGCCCACCACACUCGUGUUAUCAUCCACCGUACACAUAGUCUUGUGCGUCUCCCUGCACGUGUCCACGCACGUGCUCGGUUACCAGGAUGAGGCGCGGAUCUUGCCGCUGGUCUGCCAGUGCAUCUACAUCGUGGUGUGCGUGACUCUGGGCCUCUGCUACGUCUACGUGUACCGCGUGGUGCGCUCACAGAUUCACAUAGCCAGCAACAAGGCGGCCGGUGCGAAUCACAUGAUGGCGGGCGCCGAUCCGACCACAGUAGCCCUCAGCACCGCGAUCACCACCACCAUCGCCAUCGCGUUGCUCUUCAUUCUCAUGGGUCUUGUGCAGCUGUACGGAAUAUUCGGCGUGCAAGAGCGACCACAGCCGUAUCCCUGGCUGUGGUGGGGCUGGCAGUUCUCCGUCAGAGUGCUGGAACUGUCGGUGUGUGGUCUCCUGGCGUGGGUUGCCAGUUUGUCGCAAUACCCUUUGCGCGAGAAACAGAUGCAACAACACUCGGCCCAUUCGGGCUUCGCUUUGUUCCCCUGCGGCAGUUCCACAUCCACGGAGAACAUGGACGACGUGCUGUACCCAGCGAUCUGCAGCACCAAUCAGGCGAUACAGAACUACACCAUGAGAACGGGCAAGCAGGUCUACGACGACAGCUUCCCGCUGAACACUCUGCCCGAGCACUUGAACAUAUCAGGUACCUUCGAGAGACAUUCCAUUCGCAAGUCAGGUACGAUGGGCCACUUCCCUCACGAAGGCCGGGGUUCCCUGAGUCGCCAUGGCAAUGGCAUACAGACCUUGAGGAACUCCGAGACUCGCGGCAGGCAUACGCCCGUUCAAGGCCUACACGAGCAGGCUCCGACCAGCGGCUCGACGAUGCUAGUCGCCGAGGAUGGUUUCGUUAGGUUCCGGAGUCUAGGCGCCGAGGAGGACGAGCUGUCCGACACGCAGAGCAUGGUCGGCACUCACGGCAGGGGUAGCUCACUCGCCGGUAGCGUCAGAUACAACGCGAGGCAUCCGCAGCAGCAUCAGCAUCCCCACCAGCACCAGCAUUCGCUGCAGCACUCGCAUCCGAGUCAGCAUCAGACCCACCAUCAGCUUUACAACAACACGUAAAGGGCUGUGCCAACACGCGCGAUCAAUAGAACGCGAUUCCUCGUUGACUCGGUAGGUCACGACGAAAGUAAAAUAAUUACGUCUAUUACUCGAAGCAGAGGGGGAAGGAUGGGGGGAGGUCUUUCGUCCUGUUUGAUCUUGCGAAGACGCGGAGAGGGUCUACCAAACCUCGGGGUUCUUGUCGCGUUAUUAUGUUUUAUUAGGGCAAUUAUAUUACCGCGAAGUAUUCCUACUUCGAUUACAAUCGAAACGUCUCGACGAUGAUGUCUCUCGAAACGUUUGAGAUUAUAAUUGGAAAGUAUAUAUAUAUAGAGAGAGAGAAAGAGUAAAAGAGAGGGAGAUAUAUAUAUAUAUAUAUAUAUAUAUAAAUAUAAUUGAUAGAAUUCCAUACUCAUGUACACUCGUACGUAACGAUGAGUGAUAUCCGGGAGAAGGGGAAAGAGAGGAAGAGAAAUUGUUAAACAUAUCGGCGAACGAGAUGAUUUUGUUCACGUUAGCAGCGACGCCGCGCUGUUCAAUUCGAUUUACGAGGCCACGAGUGAUGUGUUAUUAUUAUAACCCAUCGUUCUGUUCUGUUGCAGACGUAAUUGAUCGUCGUCGGUGAAACAUAGUAUAUAUCGACACUCGCGGGAUAUCGUCGUCGCCCCUCGCAAACUUCGGUCUAAACUCGAGAAACUAAUUUUAUCUCGUACUCUAUGUAAGAUAUGUCCUUGUGUAUAGACACCUAAUUGCCAUUCCCGUUCUACCGCUUUCGCAUCGACGUCCGAGCCAAGCCUCCGCCGUGCGAUACCUAAAUAAAUAUUUAUUUCGAUCCUCUCGAUAAAAAAAAAAAAGAAGAAGAAGCGAGUAAAACGUAUACGGCGAACUCGUUUUUGGGGUUCCUCUACCUGGUUAUGUGGGUAGUUUCAGGGUAUAUUGAAACUUGAUCUUACAUUAGGGCACUUGGUACUUAUUAAGAUUCAUGUGAUUGAGAAAAGAAGAAAAAAAAUAUGAGAGAGAUAAAAGAGCCAGAAGUAAAUAAUAUGUCUCGACACGCGCGAAGUACGUAGAGAAAGAAAGAGAGGGAAAGAGAGAGAGAAACGCUUACGUUCGGUUUUUACGUUCGAACUAUUAGAGGUACACCGAAUACCGCCGGCUGUGGAAGAACGUAUUUGGGUGGAAACGAGUGGACUUUCAAAUCGGUUCUAAUCUCGUCUCGUGAGACAUGUUAACGACGUGUUGUUGUUUGGCAAAUGAAAAAGAGGGAAAAGAAAUGUUGCUAGUUAUAUUAUUCGCUACCGCGUAAUAGACAGAGAAAGAGAGACUUACGACGAAUGGCGGUUUUUUGAUGAUCCUAACGCUCGUUGUUUAACGAUGUAGUCGCGGUAUGAUAAGUCGUUGAAGCACUGCUCGAGUAAUCGCCCGAUCGAUCGACCGGUACUUAUUCCCCCUUUCGUUGAGACUUCUCGUGGAUUCGAUGUUACUUCGUCGUCAUCAUCAUCAUCAUCGUCAUCGUCAUCACCGUCAUCAUCGUCAUCAUCAUUGUCGUCAUCGUCAUCUUCAUCAUCAUCAUCAUCAUCAUCAUCAUCAUCAGGCAGCUUUACGCGACCAACCGGCAGGAGGUGUAUAUUUUUUACGAAAAAUCGCGCGCGCGAGGUCCAAACCUUAAAAGCCAACAUAAAACUGAUAGAACUCUCUCGGAAGAAGGCACUGCUCCGCGACUCGCGACUCCGACACGGGUGUGUGUUCCGAGACUUAUUACAUGAUGUGAUUCUCUGUCAAGCUGAAAGCGGCACCUGUACAGUCGACGAUAAUUUAUCACUCAGUCCAAUUUAGUGCGAUUCAGUUUAGCGAUAACUAAGACUAGGAAUUAUGAAUUUCGGAUGUUUACCUUUUAAGUUUUUAGCCGUUAAGUUCUUAAGAGGCGAGUCGCGAUUCUGAUGUCAAUGAUUUAUUACAUUUUAAUGAAACGAAGGAAAAUAACGAGAGAGAAAGAGAGACACUCUGAGAUGAAGGAGAACAUGCUAUUACCCGUUGUAGAAUAGAUUGACAUAAGUGCGAUUUAACGUCACACAGACACACACAGGCCAGCAUUUUAACUUUAUUUGUCAGACAGUCUAAGGUACAAAAUAGUACUUUUUACCUUUCACUUCGUAUAUCGAUAGGUUUAAGCGGUCGCAAUGUAUAUGUUUAUAUAUGAAUAUUGUAAAUAAGGUGUACGGGCUCGUCUCGUGAGUGAAUCUACUGUUAUGACGGAAUCCGGGAUUCCGGUUUUCUGUCCAGCGCGCACUGAAAUUUACACGCCUCUCGAUUGUAAAAAAAAAAAAAAAAAGAAAGAAAGAUGAAUGAGGGACGAAGCGGGAAGAGAGCAAGGGACGCGCAAGACUUGUAUUUUAAUUUGUCUCAGAAGCUGUAUUUAUUAAUGCGAAAUACAUUCCACGACAAGUGAUCGGUGUGAGUGCGAGAUCGAUUUGUGUGUGGGAUUUUAUUGCAAUUAUAUAAAUUUAUCUAGGCGCUAAACGAACCGAAACACAACUGUAAAUAAAAGCUUUUUUUGCGAAAUGUCUCACGUCUGUCUUUCAAACGCGAGUUUUUCAAUCAUAAAAUGUUCUUCUCUUCGACGCAAUGCCAAGGUGCAAUGCCUCAAACGUAUUUCUCGUUUCUUUUCUCUUUUAUAUUGUUUUAUUAUUAUUUCUUUUUUAUGAGAUUUGACGUCUUAAUUGAUAUACGCGUAGAUUGAAGUGUUGAAGAUCUCGUGGCUCUACACACGCGCGCUAAAUGAAACGACAAAAAAAAGAACUUUCCCGAAUUUAGGUUUCCUAAACAAAUUUUAUAUUGUAAUAUACAAAUAUAAUUGUGUUAGUUAUGUAUCCAUAUUA
Odontomachus brunneus is the source of this 6137-nucleotide messenger RNA. RefSeq lists its product as uncharacterized. The record is from RefSeq and is a predicted model, not a curated record. NCBI's taxonomy places the organism in Eukaryota, Metazoa, Arthropoda, Insecta, Hymenoptera, Formicidae. The transcript has 2 exons. Bases 634 to 3279 code for a protein of 881 amino acids.